Molecule: messenger RNA, 982 nt
Organism: Notothenia coriiceps (black rockcod)
Lineage: Eukaryota; Metazoa; Chordata; Actinopteri; Perciformes; Nototheniidae
Product: potassium voltage-gated channel subfamily D member 1-like
Exons: 3
Coding region: 1-981 (326 amino acids)
Biological process (GO): action potential; protein homooligomerization; potassium ion transmembrane transport
Cellular component (GO): voltage-gated potassium channel complex; dendritic spine; neuronal cell body
Molecular function (GO): A-type (transient outward) potassium channel activity; protein binding
Source: RefSeq, a predicted model, not a curated record
AUGUGUUUGGGGUCGCAUACAUGGAAGAACACUCUGGACCGUUACCCGGAGACGCUGCUGGGCUCUUCAGAAAAAGAGUUUUUCUACAACGAGGACACUCAGGAAUUCUUCUUCGACCGAGACCCCGAAAUGUUCCGGCACAUUCUGAACUUUUACCGCACGGGGAAGCUGCACUACCCGAGGAACGAGUGCAUCCAGGCCUUCGACGAGGAGCUGGCCUUCUACGGUAUCGUGCCCGAGAUCAUCGGGGACUGCUGCAUGGAGGAAUACCGGGACAGGAAAAAGGAGAACCAGGAGCGCCUGGCGGAGGACACGGAGGCCAACGAGGGGGUUGACGCCCCGCUGCCCCCCAACAGCACCUCCAGGGAGCGGCUGUGGCGAGCCUUCGAGAACCCGCACACCUCCACCAUGGCUCUCGUCUUCUACUACGUCACCGGCUUCUUCAUCGCCGUGUCGGUCAUCGCCAACGUGGUGGAGACGGUGCCGUGCCGGCCGCCCUUAGGCAGCGUGAAAGAUCUGCCGUGCGGCGAGAAGUUCAAGGUCCCCUUCUUCUGCAUGGACACGGCCUGCGUGCUCAUAUUCACCUUCGAGUAUCUGAUGCGCCUUUUCGCCGCGCCCAGUCGCUGCGAUUUCAUGCGCUCCGUGAUGUCCGUGAUCGACGUGGUGGCCAUCAUGCCGUACUACAUCGGCCUGGUGAUGCCGGAGAACGAGGACGUGAGCGGCGCCUUCGUCACGCUCCGGGUUUUCCGCGUCUUCCGCAUCUUCAAGUUCUCGCGCCACUCGGCGGGCCUGAGGAUUUUGGGCUACACGCUGAAGAGCUGCGCCUCAGAGUUAGGCUUCCUGCUGUUCUCUCUCACCAUGGCCAUCAUCAUCUUCGCCACCGUCAUGUUCUACGCCGAGAAGGGCACCAAGGGCUCCACCUUCACCUCCAUCCCCGCCUCCUUCUGGUACACCAUCGUCACCAUGACAACGCUCGGGUGAG